CACGGGAGCGUCGCGGGGCCGGCGGGACGCGAGUGCCGGUGCCGGGGUUCUGGUACCGUGCGGGGCCGGCGGGACGGGAGUGCCGGUACCGGGGUUCUGGUACCGUGCGGGGCCGGCGGGACGGGAGUGCCGGUACCGGGGUUCUGGAACAAGCCACCAGGAUGCCAGCAUUGCCUCUGGAUGAGCUCCAGCUGACUGAGAGGGAUCCCAAGACAGGGAAGCUGAGAACUUUACCAGCACUGCACCCAGAAAUUAAGGCAGAUCGGUCGUUCGUGCUGUACAAACCCCCUCCUGCCAUCAGAGACCCUGCUCUGGUGGAAGAGUUCCUGGAGCGAGCAAAAUUCAUUGCAGAUGAUCUGAACUGGCUUCUGGCUUUGCCUCAUGACAAAUUCUGGUGCCAGGUGAUAUUUGAUGAGACCCUGCAGAAGUGUUUGGAUUCCUACCUGCGUUCUGCCCCUCGCAAGUUUGAUGCUCUUUGGGAUUGCCAUCCAGAGGUGAAUGAGCUGCAGAAAUGCCUCCAUAGGAGUGUCUUCCUCACAUUCCUCAGGAUGUCCACCCACAAGGAAUCCAAGGAUCAUUUUAUCACUCCCUCUGUCUUUGGAAAAAUUAUUUACAAUAACUUCCUGUUUGAUAUCCCCAAGAUUCUGGAUCUCUGUGUCCUUUUUGGGAAAGGAAAUGGCCUCCUGCUCCAGAAGAUGAUUGGAAAUAUCUUCACUCAGCAGCCCAGUUACUUCAGUGACCUUGAUGAAACUCUGCCCACUGUCCUGCAGGUGUUCAACAAUAUUUUGCACAAGUGUGGUUUGCAGUGUGAAGGGGCCUGUGCUGAGCCCCAGAAACUGGAAGAGAAAGCGAGUGUGACUGCAGGGAACAUGCCCCUCCAGGAGCUGAAGGACAUUGUGCUGUAUUUAUGUGAUACCUGCACAACUCUCUGGGCUUUUCUUGAUGUCUUUCCCUUGGCUUGCCAGACCUUCCAAAAACACGAGUUUUGUUACAGAUUAGCUUCAUUUUAUGAGCUGGCAAUUCCUGAGCUGGAAUCUGCAAUCAAGAAGAGGCAUUAUGAAGAUAACAGUGUUUUUGCUGAUUUGUGGAGGAGGAUUUCACACUCCAGAAAGAAGAUGAUAGAAGUUUUUCACAUCCUAAUAAACCAAGUCUGUCUGCAGCCCAUCCUAGAGAGCAGCUGUGAGAAUAUUCAGCCGUUUAUUGAGGAAUUUCUGCAGAUCUUUACCUCGGUGCUUCAGGAAAGGAGAUUUCUCCGUGACUACGAUGAGCUGUUCCCUGUUGAGGAUGAUGUGAGUCUGCUCCAGCAGGCAUCUUCUGCACUAGAUGAGACCAGGACAGCCUAUAUCCUCCAAGCAGUGGAAAGUGCCUGGGAAGGGGUAGACAGGAAAAAAGGACAAACUGUUAAAGAUCCAGCAGCAUCCAACGGAGCUUCAGUGCUAGUGGAGAGCACACCUGAGGACGGGGAGCACCCAGGGGCUGCCUGUGCCCUGGAGGAUGAGUGUGCCGGCGCUGCGGCCGCACCCGUCGCCUGCGUGUCCGGCGUGGAGCUGGAAUCCCUCAUUUCCCAAGUGAAGGAUCUGCUGCCAGACCUUGGAGAGGGAUUCAUCCUGGCCUGUCUGGAGGAGUAUGGAUAUGACACAGAGCAGGUGAUCAACAACAUCCUGGAAGAUAAGCUGGUGCCAUACCUGGAUAAGCUGGACCGAAGGAUGCGAAGGCAGCUGAAGCCAGAUCCUACCCCUCUGGUCAGCUCUCGCUGUAACGUUUUCCAGAAUGAUGAGUUUGAUGUUUUCAGUAGGGAUGCAGUGGAUGUGUCUCGGAUCCAGAAAGGCAAGAGGAGGGAGAAGGACACGACCCGGAGCUUGGUGAAUGACAAGCGGCUGGUGACGGAGCAGAGGGAGCGCUACAGCCAGUACAGCGUGGUGCUGGAGGAGCUGCCCCUGGAGCCGGGAGCAGCACAGCACUACGAGGACUACGAGGAUGAGUACGACGACACCUACGAUGGGAACCAAGUGGGCGCUAACGACGCUGACUCGGAUGACGAGCUCAUCUCCAGGAGGCCAUUCACAAUUCCUCAGGUCUUGAGACCUAAAGGACAGGAUGAAGGACAGGAGACAGAGGAAGAAGAUGAAGAGGAGGAGGAGGAAGCUGAAAAGGAAAGAACAAAGGACCACUUUGUGCAGGACCCGGCAGUGCUGCGGGAGAGGGCUGAAGCCAGGCGCCAGGCAUUCCUUGCCAGGAAGGGGUACAAGCACGACAGCUCUGCCGUUGUUGGGAAUGCCAAGGGCCACGGGCAGAACCGGGAGAUGGUGCAGGAGCGGAGGAAGAAGGAAGCGAACAAAAGCACAAGAGCCAACCACAACCGCCGGGCCAUGGCCGACAGGAAGCGCAGCAAGGGCAUGAUCCCUUCCUGAGCAGCUCCUGGGGCAGGGGCUGCACCGUCCCCAGGCCCUGCCCAGGAGGAGGCUUCAUUUCCUCAGCAUUCCCUUUGCUCAGGGGAUGGAUGUUGUGUGCAAUACCCGGCACCUGGGCUCACAUGGAGCUGCAAUCCCUGUGGGAGUGCUGCCUGUUCCCAGGAAGGAGCUGCCCUGACUGUGUGUGCCAAUGGCUGCACCCAAUACAGGGGACAGGCUGCAGCAGCCAUUCCUGCCCUUUUGUACUAUUUAUAAUUCACAGAGUUUUAUUUUCAUACUGGCUCCAUACACCCUCCGUGCCCACCCUGGAGUGGGCAGCUCUGAGAGCAUGGCUUCCAUGGAAAUGCCUUAUCCUGAACUGGAGUUACAGGUUGUCCCAAGUUGGAAGGGACCCACAGGAUCAUCCAGUCCCACCCCUGCCCUGCCCCCAGACCCCCCAACAACCCCACCCUGGGCAUCCCUGGCAGCGCUGUCCAAACGCUCCUGGAGCUCUGGCAGCCUCGGGGCCGUGCCCAUUCCCUGGGGAGCCUGGGCAGUGCCAGCACCUCUGGGGGAAGAACCUUGCCCUGAUCUGCACCUAAACCUCCUGACACAGCUGCGUGCUGGCAGAGAAAGGCUCAGGCUAUUCCCACUGCCAACAGAGCGACAGGGGUUCAGGUGAGUAAGACCAUAGGGAUUUCUGUCCCUUGAGUGAGGCAUGUGAAGACAGAUGGUACAAAUAAAAGUUGUAGAUGUCUUAGUUGGUUUUUUUAA
Messenger RNA from Parus major (Great Tit), 3164 nucleotides. It is a transcript of the gene ASCC2, whose product is annotated as activating signal cointegrator 1 complex subunit 2. Gene Ontology annotation, molecular function: ubiquitin binding. The coding region runs from base 162 to 2411 and encodes 749 amino acids. Gene Ontology annotation, biological process: regulation of DNA-templated transcription. Lineage: Eukaryota; Metazoa; Chordata; Aves; Passeriformes; Paridae. The record is from RefSeq and is a predicted model, not a curated record. The transcript has 19 exons.